UUCCCUGAUUAAGACCACAUAUUUUCUUUUUCAGAUGUGAACGAUUGUAAUAUAUGCUCAGAAGAAAAAUAUCCAAAUAAUAAUCAGGAUAUGUGUAUUCCCAAGGAAACAACCUUUUUGUCCUAUGAGGAACCUCUGGGCAUCAGUUUAGCCUGCUUUGCUUUUACUUUUUCUGUGAUCACAGUUUUGGUCCUGGGAACAUUUUUGAAGCACCACCACACACCCAUUGUCAAAGCAAACAACAAAGACCUCACUUAUAUGCUGCUAAUUUCUCUCCUGCUCUGCUUCCUUUCUGCAUUGCUAUUCAUUGGACAACCUGAAAUUGUGGCGUGCCUCCUCCGACAGAUGGCUUUUGGCAUUAUCUUCUCAGUGGCUGUUUCUUGUGUGCUAGCAAAAACCAUGACAGUGGUUUUGGCUUUCAUGGCCACCAAGCCAGGAUCCAGGAUGAGGAAGUGGGUGGGGAAGAGACUGGCUAUUGCCAUUGUGGUUUCCUGUUCCUUUAUUCAAGCAGGCAUCUGUACUGUGUGGCUGGCAUCUUCACCCCCAUUUCCAGAUGUCGACUUACACUCAAUCACUAAAGAAAUUGUACUGGAAUGUAAUGAGGGCUCCGUGACUAUGUUUUACUCUGUCUUGAGCUACAUGGGCUUCCUGGCUCUUGUCAGCUUCACUGUAGCUUUCUUUGCCAGGAAGUUACCUGACAGUUUCAAUGAAGCCAAGUUCAUCACUUUCAGCAUGUUGGUCUUUUGUAGUGUUUGGGUAUCUUUUGUUCCAACCUACCUCAGUACCAAGGGGAAAUACAUGGUUGCUGUGGAGAUAUUUUCUAUCUUAGCAUCCGGUGCUGGUCUGCUGGGUUGCAUCUUUGCACCAAAAUGCUACAUUAUUGUGCUGCGGCCUGAGUUGAAUGAAAGGGAAAAUCUAAUAAGAAAUAAGACCUGAAGAAUUCAAGUGCAUAGAAUGCAUACAUAGA
Molecule: messenger RNA, 967 nt
Organism: Podarcis raffonei (Aeolian wall lizard)
Lineage: Eukaryota; Metazoa; Chordata; Lepidosauria; Squamata; Lacertidae
Product: vomeronasal type-2 receptor 26-like
Exons: 1
Coding region: 91-936 (281 amino acids)
Biological process (GO): G protein-coupled receptor signaling pathway
Cellular component (GO): membrane
Molecular function (GO): G protein-coupled receptor activity
Source: RefSeq, a predicted model, not a curated record